AUGACAACAGCAGCAAUCGAAGUAACCUCUUCUGAUGAAGAGAAUUUAAAUGAUACAACAGCAAAUACAAGCGUUAGCAGUCUUGAAGAGUUAAUCAAAAGCCAACAGAAGGACGGUCAACAAAGUAACGAAGAACAAGAAGAAUUCAACCAACUUUCUAAAUCGGAUAAAUUCAAUAGGUUGAAUAUUUUGAUUGAAAAAUCACAAGUAUAUUCACAAAUUAUUGCCGACAAUAUCCUUCAGUCUAGUUUGAAUCAGAAAGAAGAAACUCAAAAAGAAACUAAGCUGUCACCAUCAAAGAAGAAAAGAAAAACUAAUGAUUUUACAAAAAAGUCUAGAAUCAGUAAUGAUACGGCAACAGCAAGGGCAGCGCUUGAAAAAGCACAAACGACUCAUUCAAUAUCUCAACCUGCUUUAGUUUCUGGUGGUCAGUUAAAAGAUUAUCAGUUAGAUGGUUUAGAGUGGUUAGUUACUUUAUAUCAAAACGGUUUAAAUGGUAUACUAGCUGAUGAAAUGGGUUUAGGUAAAACAUUACAAUGCAUUUCUUUUCUUGCUUAUCUAAUUGGGAACGGAUUGAAUGGUCCAUUUUUGAUAGUUGUACCAUUACUGACAUUAUCCAACUGGUAUAAUGAAAUAAAAAGAUUUACGCCUGAUGUGAAUGUACUCAUGUAUACAGGUAUAAAACAAGAUAGAGCCAAUAUAGACUUAAACCAGUACAAAAAUUAUAUAAUUUUGACUUCAUAUGAGAUUUCAAUUAAGGAUUACAAUAAGUUUGCUAAUAUCUCAUGGGAAUAUUUAAUUGUCGAUGAAGGUCAUAGAUUGAAAAAUAGUCAAUGUUUAUUGAUUAGGUUUUUGAAAAAAUUAGAGGUUAAAAAUAGAUUGUUGUUAACUGGUACUCCGUUACAAAACAAUUUAAAUGAAUUAUGGUCAUUACUUAAUUUUAUUUUACCUGAUAUCUUCCACGAUUUAGAAUUAUUUCAGCAAUGGUUUAACUUCGAUCAAUUAACCAACUAUGAGCAAGACGAAGAGGAUGAAAAAACCAAGAAAUUAAUUAAGUUGAAUAUUCAAGAGACAUUGAUCAAAAAUUUACAUACUAUAUUGAAACCAUUUAUUUUGAGAAGAUUAAAACGUGAUGUUGUUAAAGAUUUACCACCUAAGAAAGAGUACUUGAUCCACAUACCAUUAAGUGAAUUGCAAAAGAAGAUAUAUCGUGAUGCAUUGAACCACAAUUUGCAAAAAGGGUUAAUAGAGUCAAAUUUGAAGGAAUUUCUUGAAUAUAAUCAUAAAAAGUUGUUUGAAAAUUAUGAUGUUGACAACUUCUUAAAGAGUGUGAAUGAAUUUAAACCUAAAAAAAGAGGAAGAGUCGAUUAUUCUGAAGCUCUUUCGGAUGAUGAAUUUGACGAUUCAGCAGCUUCCAUUCUUUACGGUGAUCAUAAUCAAAAACCUAAAAUUAGUUAUGAAGAUGCAUUAAAGCAAGCAAAAAAAAUAUCAAAUGUUAAGGAAAAGCAAGAGUUUUUAAUCAAUCAUAUUUAUAGACAAAUUAUUAAUCAUGUCAACCACUUGAAAUUACAAUCUUUGAAGCUAGUUCAAUUAAGAAACAUUUGUAAUUCACCAUAUUUAUAUUAUGAGCCUUUCCCUAUUGAUGGAUCCAAAGAUAAUGAGUUUAUUGAGAAGUUAGUUCAAAAUUCGUGUAAGAUUAAAGCUUUAAGUCAAAUUUUACCUAAGUUGUUGAAGAAUGGUAAUAAAUGUCUUAUAUUUUGUCAAUUCACAAGGGUUAUGGAUUUGGUUCAAGAUUGGUUAAUUUCGGAAAAUAUAAAAACUUGUAGAUUGGAUGGUUCUACAUCUCAAAUGGAAAGACAAGAUCAAAUUAAUGAGUUCAAUAAGAAAAAUUCAUCCUUCAAAGUUUUCCUUUUAUCAACUAGAGCUGGUGGAUUAGGUAUAAAUUUAACUGCUGCAGAUACUGUUAUCUUAUUUGAUAGUGAUUGGAAUCCUCAGAUGGAUUUACAAGCAAUUGAUAGAGUUCAUAGAAUUGGUCAAACAAAACCAGUUAAGAUUUAUAGAUUUGUUGUUAGGAAUUCGAUUGAAGAAAUCUUAUUAACUAAAUCAAGUUCUAAAAGAUUUUUGGAAAAAUUAGUUAUACAAAUGGGAGGAUUUCAAUUUGAUAAAUUAAAGAAAGCUUUCAAAAAUGGUGAAGAAAAAGAUGAUGAUAAUGAUGAGGAUAUGAGUGUUAGUGAAUUAAUAGAAUUGAGUAAACAUAAUUUUUUACAAAAUAAUAAUAAAGAAAAGAAUGAUCAAGAUCAUGAGAAAACUAAUGACACACUUUUAACUCCUUUGGAAUACAAGGAAUUGUUUGAUAGAUCAGAUGAAUGUUAUAGGAAAAUUGCUGAUGAAAAAUUUGAUAAUAUUACUGUGUUUGAAACUACAAACAAUUCAGAAAGCUAG
This is a messenger RNA of Lodderomyces pseudojiufengensis, 2442 nucleotides long. RefSeq names its product putative ATPase. The record is from RefSeq and is a predicted model, not a curated record. The transcript has a single exon. NCBI's taxonomy places the organism in Eukaryota, Fungi, Ascomycota, Pichiomycetes, Serinales, Debaryomycetaceae. Gene Ontology annotation, cellular component: nucleus. The coding region runs from base 1 to 2442 and encodes 813 amino acids. Gene Ontology annotation, molecular function: ATP-dependent chromatin remodeler activity; ATP binding; DNA binding.